CGCUGGACACCGCAUUUGAGAGCAAGGAACCUUAAGAAGCGAUUUUUAAUCGCUUCAAUAGCUUCAGUGGGACCAGACAUGUAGGGAGACCAAAUGACAGAAUUAUAUUCAAGUACCGAGCGGACAAAUGCACAAUACAGUGAUUUUAGGGCUAUUGGAUUAUUGAAAUCAGAACACAUYCUACAUACAAAACCUAACAUUGAAGAUGACUUGUUUAUGACAUGUGCAUAGUGAUAAUUGAAUGAUAAGGAAGAGUCAAAAUGAAUACCAAGAAUAUGUCAUAACUUUACAUUUAUCAACAUUGAAGUACAKUUUAUUAAGAAUAUACCAAUUAUUGAGAAGAUUAAGGUCAUUCUGGAGCAAGUCUGCAUCACAAAGAGAUUUAAUUAUUCGGAAUAUUUUUACAUCGUCUGCAAAAAGUAGUAAGCGGGAAUUUGUAACUUUUAUAUCGUUUACAUAUAUAUUGAAUAAAAAGGGAUCUGAUCAAGGUGAGAACCCUGUGGCAUCGCAUAUUGGUGACUCAAUUUUUUUUACUUUAACAUAUUGUUUUCUUCCAGAAAUAAAAGAGAUUAACCAAGAAUGAAAAGGAUUACGAAAACCUAAAUUGUGUAAUUUGGCUACGAGAAUGUCAUGGUCUAAUUUAUCAAAUGCCUUAGAGAAAUCUGUGUAAAUUACAUCUACCUGACAAUUCGUAUUCAAAGCAUCUAAUAUGUAAUUUUGGAAUAUUAGUAAAUUAGUAGUAUGAGUUUAUAAUGAAAAUAAAAUACUGUAYAACA
This is a messenger RNA of Diuraphis noxia (Russian wheat aphid), 776 nucleotides long. RefSeq lists its product as uncharacterized. Lineage: Eukaryota; Metazoa; Arthropoda; Insecta; Hemiptera; Aphididae. The record is from RefSeq and is a predicted model, not a curated record.